This is a messenger RNA of Thecamonas trahens ATCC 50062, 929 nucleotides long. Its product is annotated as cyclin-C. Lineage: Eukaryota; Apusomonadida; Apusomonadidae. The record is from RefSeq and is a predicted model, not a curated record. Gene Ontology annotation, cellular component: nucleus; mediator complex. Gene Ontology annotation, biological process: positive regulation of transcription by RNA polymerase II. Bases 1 to 789 code for a protein of 262 amino acids. The transcript has 2 exons. Gene Ontology annotation, molecular function: cyclin-dependent protein serine/threonine kinase regulator activity.
AUGGCGGGUAACUUCUGGGCAUCCUCUCAGCGCGACGUAUGGCUGCUCGAGACGGCCAGCGAGGCUGACCUUGGGGUGGGCGACUCGCUCGACGCCACCGUCGCCACCCUGCUGGGCAUCUACUUUCCGCAGAAGAUCCAGGAGCUCGGCAAGCGGCUGCAUCUGCCGCAGGUCGUCAUCGCUACGGCCAUUGUGUACUUUAAGCGGUUCUACACGCGGCACACGCUCGAGACCGUCUCGCCGUUUACCAUGCUCGCCGCGGCGGUGUUUGUGGCGUGCAAGGUCGACGAGUGCCCGCAGAAGCUCGCGUCGCUGGUCAAGCAGGUGACCGAGAUCCUCAAGUCGUCGUUCCCCAGGGUCACGGUCACGGCCGAGGACGUGGCGACGACCGAGAUCUCGCUGCUUGCCACGCUCGAGUACUCACUGGUUGUUUUUCAUCCGUACACCGCCCUCAAGGACUACGUCGCCGACGCAGGACUCGCUGACGAGCUCCUGGAGACGGCAUGGUACAUUGUCAACGACUCGUACUGCACCGCAGUCUUUCUCUACUUUCCGCCGUACCUCAUCGCCCUGGCUGCCAUCUACAUGGCUGGCGCCAUCAACCGGGCCGAGUCGAGCAACUCCAUCUCUGUCGCCGAGUGGUUCGGCUCGAUGAUGGUCGACAUGGCCGAGGUCCACACUGUUGCCGCUCACCUGGUCACCCUCUACGACACAUGGUCGCUCCCGACCUACGACGCUGACCUUCAGCGCGCCAAGCAGCGCAUCGACGCUAUAUAUCGGGUACCGUAGCGGAGGAACGACCGAAAUUGCCACCAUGCGAUGAUGAUGACGACGACAACGAUGUUGCAUCAUCCGUUUCCAGAUGGACAUGUCGGCCGACGCCCGCGCGUGUAUGUAUAUGUAUGCACGAUUGUACUAUCCGAACUGUC